GAAUAAGUGUAAACUAACCUCAACAUGUUGCAGAACCUAUGUGUUUUAAAGAAGUCAAGAUUUUGGAUUAUAAAAAAGAUGUCAUCUGUAUCUAGAGUUGCGUACAAAAAUUUACUUGUAGAAACUGUUGAAGGAAUAACAACCAUCGGCAUUAAUAGACCAGAAAAGAGAAAUGCAGUUAACCAAGAAACUGCUGUCGAACUUGUCGAUGCAUUUAAACAUUUUGAAAAUGACCACGAGUCAAAAGUUGCCGUGCUUCAUGGAAAGGGUGGCAACUUUUGUGCUGGGUUUGAUUUAUCAGCAUUAGCAUCAUCCAAUGAGGAAGACCUGCUGAAAUUUGGAGCAAGUGAGAAUGCACCUAUGGGUCCGUCAAGAAUGUGUUUCAGCAAGCCCGUGAUAGCUGCGGUGGACGGCUACGCUGUGGCCGGGGGACUGGAGCUGGCCCUGCUGUGUGACCUCAGGGUCAUGGAGGAGACUGCAGUCAUGGGGGUCUUCUGUAGACGCUUUGGUGUACCUUUAAUUGAUGGUGGAACAGUUCGUCUUCCAAAGCUAAUUGGAUUGUCGCGGGCAAUGGACUUGAUUUUAACAGGAAGGAGCGUUUCAGGCAAAGAAGCCUUUGAGAUGGGGUUGGCAAAUAGACUGUGUACCACUGGAGCAGCCCUAGGCGUUGCUAUUACGCUUGCACAUUCACUCCUGAGGUUCCCGCAGAAAUGUAUGAACCUGGACCGACAGUCGGCCUACUAUUCCUUAUACAAUGCAACCUCCCUAGACGAUGCCUUGAAGUUUGAAUAUGAAAAUGGUAUCCAAAUUAUAGCUGAGGAGUCUGUGAAAGGUGCAAAGCGGUUCACUGAAGGAAUAGGGAAAGGAGGAUCAUUCAAUCUGAACAAACCAAAAUUGUGAGAAAAUGACAUGUGACAAAAUGUCAACCAAAUGACUGUGAUUUCAAUGUGUUUAAUUUUUUUGAGAUGUCAAUGGAUUAUGAGAUAGUUAAUCAGAUCCUUACUAAUUAGUCUUGAUUUUUAUGAUAAAUCAAUCCUAUUAAAGGUAUAUGUGUCAAUGUUUAUGAAAUAUCCAUGAUUAUGAUAUGUCAAUGUUUAUAUCAAUGGUUAUGAGAUGUUAAUGGUUAUUAAUGAUAUGUCAAUGUUUAUGAUAUGUCAAUGUUUAUGAGAUGUUUAUGAUAUAUCAAUGGUUAUGAGAUGUUAAUGGUUAUUGUCCCCUACUGGUUUCACCAGAGGGGACUUAUGGUUUGCGCUCUGUCUGUCUGUCUGUCAGUCUGUCAGUCAGUCACACUUUUCUGGAUCCUGCGAUAACUUUAAAAGUUCUUAAUAUUUUUUCAUGAAACUUGAAACAUGGAUAGAUGGCAAUAUGGACAUUAUGCACGUCAUUUCAUUUUGUUCCUAUAUCAAAAAUUAUGGUUGCUAUGGCAACAAAUAGACUAGAAAUACUGCUGAAAAUGGUGGUUUCUGGAUCCUGCGAUAAAUUAAAAAGUUCUUAAUAUUUUUUCAAGAAACUUGAAACAUGGAUAGAUUGCAAUAUGGACAUUGUGCACGUCAUUUCAUUGUGUUCCUACGUCAAAAAUUAUGGUUGCUAUGGCAACAACAAAAAAAUCUGACUAUGGUGGAAUUUCUGACAAUCGUGGAGCCGGUAGGGGUCUAUAUUGCUUGGCAAUAGUCUUGUUAAAGACAUGUCAAUGUUUAUUAGAUGUCAAUGUUUAUAAUAUGUCAAUGUUUAUGAGAUAUCAAUGUUUAUGCUAUGUCAAUGGUUAUGAAAUGUCGAUGUUUAUGAGAUGUCAAUGUUUAUGAUAUAUCAUGGGAAUGAGAUAAUAAUGGUUAUUAAAUGUCAAUUUUUAUGAGUUGUCAAUGUUCUAAUGAUAUGUCAAUUGUUAUGGGUUUCAAUGCUUAUGAGCUAUAAAUGUUAAUUAGAUGUCAAUGUUUAUGAGAUGUUAAUGUUUAUAAGAGGUCAGUGUUUAUAAGAUGUCUAUGGUUAUGAGAUACCAAUGUAUAUGAGAUGUCAAUUUGUAUGAGAUGUCAGUGCUUAUGAGAUGUCAGUCCAUUGAUGUUAAGAAUUGUGAUAUGCUAUUCCAUCAAUUCAUUGUUAAUGCUAUUUUCGCCAAUCAUUUAUUUGGUAAGUUUUCAAUUAAUGCUAAUAUGUGAACAGCAUUUUUAAUCUGUUUGUGUGCAAAUACAUGUGCAUAAAUUACAAUUAUUUUUUGGAUUAACAGAAAAUUAAGCUUGUUAUUUCAUUUUUUUUUACAUUUAAUUCACGAAUGAAACAUUCAUGUUGUAGUUCAAAACGUUGGAGAAAACUAUACAUUUUUUUAUUCAAAUUAUAUGACUGUUACAUGGGUGAUUACAAGCAGCUGUUGGCCAAACAGUUGUUUCAAUCAAGAUGCACACACAUAAGCUCUUAUUAUUAUCCCCAGCCAAGAAUGAGUUAUAUAGUUUUGGCGUUUUCCAUCCAUCCUUCUGUCCGUCCGUAAAUCCGUCCUUCUGUCGGUCUUUCAAAAACUUCUCAGGGCUAUAACUCAGAAUCUAUAUAAGAUUUAAACAUAACUUCAUGGCUGUAUAGAUAUUAAAGAGGAGAUGUGCCAUGCACAAGAACCAUAACCCUACACUUUCUCAUAUUAGAGUUAUUGCCCUUUGUUGUUUUAUAUGAUGUACCGGAAACCUUUCAGGCCUAUAUCUCAUUUAUGAUACAAUAUUUUAACACGGGUUUAUCAAUCUCAGUUUGGAGCAUUGUUAUGCAUAAAGCAAUAACCAUACACUUUGGUAAUUUACAGUUAUUGCCCUGUUCAUCCAUCUGCAUCAAUCAAUUGACAGAAUUUAUUCGGUGGGGGAUAACAAUCAAACGAAUUUGCUUGUUCCGAUAAAAUUGUAUUCUGACCAAUAAAAACGAGGCUGUUCACAAAUUAAGAGCUGCAAUUGCAUUCAAUGUAGUCACAGCAAAAACGAACAGAAGACUUGAUUAUUUCCCAACAAGAAAGCCACUUCCAGUCACGCUGCAGCAGUAAAAAAUGACGUCAUUAAGCGCUGUGUCGUCACCACUACCCUGAUUCGACUCAAUUCGUGUCUUGAGGCCGCAAAUUGCCGAGCCUAGUAGAAAAUGAUAGAAAUCUUAUUAAUAACUUGUUUGUGAUUUAGUAAACACGUCAAUGAAGGACGGUGCCAACCCUCUUUCUGGAUUCGCCAUUAUGUCUUAACGUUAAUAGAUCCGUUAACGUAAAUAACUAACUACCAUGAACAAUUGACGUUCUUUAUCAACAAUAACUGACAGGAUGAUAACUAAAUCUUUUAACAGACAGCUUGGUAGUUUAAUACUUGGUCAGCCAAUAAAUUGGUCGUUUUUGGUUCCUUGCUUUACACGACAA
This is a messenger RNA of Dreissena polymorpha, 3367 nucleotides long. RefSeq names its product crotonyl-CoA hydratase-like. NCBI's taxonomy places the organism in Eukaryota, Metazoa, Mollusca, Bivalvia, Myida, Dreissenidae. The transcript is spliced from 8 exons. The record is from RefSeq and is a predicted model, not a curated record. Gene Ontology annotation, molecular function: catalytic activity. The coding region runs from base 25 to 900 and encodes 291 amino acids.